AAAAGAAUCCGUGCGUAAGCGGCGCGGAGUCUCUGAGGAGUCAGAAGGAAAAGCAAAAGGCAGGAUUAAACGAGGCAUAGAGGGGUAAAUAGCCUCUGGGACUUGGGGCAUCUGCAUCAUCAAAUGCUUCAGAGGCCCCGGUUAUAAACAUAUAUCUGAGUUAUUGGUAGAGAGAUCGACAAAAUUUGGGUUGGUCGAAAUUGAGAAUAAAAUUCAGAAUGGGCAUAGAGGAUGAAAUAUCGCCGGCAGAUGCCCGGGGGAGUAGUCCUGGAAAGGAUCAGCAAGCGGCAGGAGUGGGCAUCCUUCUCCAGAUCAUGAUGCUCGUCCUCUCUUUCGUCCUCGGCCAUGUCCUCCGCCGUCACAAAUUCUAUUAUCUUCCUGAAGCCAGCGCCUCUCUUCUCAUAGGUUUAACUGUUGGUGUCCUUGCUAACAUCUCAAAUACAGAAACUAGCAUCAGGGCUUGGUUCAACUUCCAUGAGGAAUUUUUCUUCCUGUUCCUGUUACCUCCCAUCAUAUUUCAGUCAGGUUUCAGUCUCCCACCUAAACCUUUCUUCUCAAACUUUGGAGCCAUUGUGACAUUUGCUAUCGGUGGGACAUUUAUAGCUUCAAUUGUUACUGGUGUUCUAGUUUACCUUGGUGGUCUGAUGUACCUCAUGUACAGACUUCCAUUCGUUGAGUGUCUGAUGUUUGGAGCUCUUAUAUCAGCAACAGAUCCGGUCACUGUUUUGUCCAUCUUUCAGGAACUUGGCACGGACACGAACCUAUAUGCAUUGGUAUUCGGGGAAUCUGUUUUGAAUGAUGCAAUGGCAAUUUCCUUGUACAGGACAAUGUCAUUGGUAAAAAGUCACGACUCAUCUGGACAAAACUUCUUCAUGGUGAUUGUUAGGUUUCUUGAGACCUUUGUUGGCUCAAUGUCUUCAGGUGUUGGAGUUGGAUUUACUUCUGCUUUGCUUUUUAAGUAUGCAGGGUUGGAUAUUGACAAUCUUCAAAACUUGGAGUGCUGUCUCUUUGUCCUAUUUCCAUAUUUUUCGUACAUGCUUGCGGAAGGCCUUGGUCUAUCUGGUAUUGUAUCAAUAUUGUUCACAGGAAUUGUCAUGAAGCAUUACACAUUCUCAAAUUUGUCGGAAAAGUCUCAAAAAUUCGUAUCUGCAUUUUUUCAUUUGAUAUCAUCAUUAGCAGAGACAUUUGUAUUUAUAUAUAUGGGCUUUGAUAUUGCCAUGGAACAGCAUAGCUGGUCACAUGUUGGAUUCAUUUUCUUCUCAAUUAUAUUUAUUGGAGUAGCAAGGGCUGCAAAUGUUUUUUCUUGCGCAUAUUUGGUCAAUUUGGUUCGACCUGCCCAUCGACAGAUACCUGUAAAGCAUCAAAAAGCACUUUGGUAUAGUGGACUUCGAGGGGCAAUGGCCUUUGCCCUUGCUCUGCAAUCAGUUCAUGAUCUUCCAGAAGGACAUGGCCAGACAAUAUUCACCGCAACCACUGCAAUUGUUGUUUUGACGGUGUUGUUGAUUGGAGGUUCAACAGGUACUAUGCUGGAAGCUUUACAGGUUGUAGGUGAUGGCCAUGAUAGCUCCUUGGGGGAAAGCUUUGAACGGAACAAUGGAUACGUUGCUCCCUCAUAUAAUGAGGAAGCAUCAUCAGCGAACAAGAUCAAGAUGAAACUUAAAGAGUUCCAUAAAAGCACGGCAUCAUUCACAGCAUUAGAUAGGAACUACCUCACCCCAUUCUUUACAAGUCAGAAUGGAGAUGAAGAAGAAGAGCAUGAUGAGCCAAUGCCUAGUUCUAUAAGGGGGGGUUUCCAUGGCCAUGGUUAGAUUGCUGCAGUGACAACUUGCUCAGAAGCGCAUAUGAUGUGAGGAGUCGACGUUGUACAUAAUUUACAAAACUGCAUCCUAGAGAAGUAGAGAUAGCUGAGUGGGUGAAGUGGCAAAACGGACAAUAUCACAUCACUGUCACCUUUGUGCAUUCCUACUUUCUAAAUACAGUUGUAAAGGUUAUACGAGGGAGACAUUUAUUGGAUGGUAAUACUAGGACAGUUGGGCAUCUAUUGUUAAAUGUUACAAUCAAAUUGAUCAUUGUAGGCCUAUUCCAUUAAAUGGAUUUAAUUGUCAAUACUGUAUUAAAUAAGUUGUAGCUUUAAUUGCAAGUACAUGUUUGGUUCGCUUUCA
Alnus glutinosa is the source of this 2162-nucleotide messenger RNA. Its product is annotated as sodium/hydrogen exchanger 6. Gene Ontology annotation, biological process: regulation of pH; proton transmembrane transport; sodium ion transport. The transcript is spliced from 22 exons. The coding region runs from base 219 to 1808 and encodes 529 amino acids. Gene Ontology annotation, cellular component: endosome; membrane. Lineage: Eukaryota; Viridiplantae; Streptophyta; Magnoliopsida; Fagales; Betulaceae. The record is from RefSeq and is a predicted model, not a curated record. Gene Ontology annotation, molecular function: sodium:proton antiporter activity.